Sciurus carolinensis (gray squirrel) is the source of this 8658-nucleotide messenger RNA. RefSeq names its product coagulation factor VIII (gene F8). Gene Ontology annotation, molecular function: copper ion binding; oxidoreductase activity. The record is from RefSeq and is a predicted model, not a curated record. NCBI's taxonomy places the organism in Eukaryota, Metazoa, Chordata, Mammalia, Rodentia, Sciuridae. The transcript has 26 exons. The coding region runs from base 157 to 6933 and encodes 2258 amino acids.
CCAGCAGGUGAAGUACCCUAAAUUUCUCUUCAAAACAUUUGGGAAUUUUCAGAGAAUCAUAGAAAAUUUAUCUUCUUUCUCCUGGGAGCUCAAGAUACUUUAGAGAACAGUUAAACUUUUAUUUCUGCAGUUGAACAUCUUCUAGCAAUAAGAGCAAUGCAAGUAGAGCUCUCUACCUGCUUCUUUCUGUGCCUUUGGCAAUUCAGCUUUAGUACCACCCGAAGAUACUACUACUUAGGUGCUGUGGAACUCUCCUGGGACUAUAUGAAAAGUGACCUGCUCAGUGAGCUGCAUGUUGACACAAGAUUUCCUCCUGAAAUGCCAAGAUCUUUUCCAUUCAACACCUCAGUCAUGUACAAAAAGACUGUGUUUGUAGAGUUCACGGAUCACCUUUUCAAUGUUGCCAAGCCUAGGCCACCCUGGAUGGGUCUGCUGGGUCCAACUAUCCAGGCUGAGGUUUAUGACACAGUGGUUAUUACACUUAAGAACAUGGCUACUCAUCCUGUCAGUCUUCAUGCUGUUGGUGUAUCUUACUGGAAAGCUUCUGAGGGAGCUGAAUAUGAUGAUCAGACCAGCCAAAGGGAGAAAGAGGAUGAUAAAGUCUUUCCUGGUGAGAGCCAUACUUACGUCUGGCAGGUCUUGAAAGAGAAUGGUCCAAUGGCCUCUGACCCACCAUGUCUCACGUACUCAUAUCUUUCUCAUGUGGACCUGGUAAAAGACCUGAAUUCAGGCCUCAUUGGAGCUCUGCUGGUAUGUAGAAAAGGGAGUUUGGCCAAAGAAAGGACACAGAUCUUGCACCAAUUUGUACUACUUUUUGCUGUAUUUGAUGAAGGGAAGAGCUGGCACUCACAAACGAAGGGCUCCUUGACACAGGGUAUGGAUUCUCCACCUGCUGGGGCUUUGCCUAGAAUGCACACAGUCAAUGGCUAUGUAAACAGAUCUCUUCCAGGUUUGAUUGGAUGCCACAGGAAAUCAGUCUUUUGGCAUGUGAUUGGAAUGGGCACUACUCCUGAAGUUCACUCAAUAUUCCUUGAAGGCCACACAUUUCUUGUGAGGAGCCAUCGCCAGGCCUCAUUAGAGAUAUCACCAAUAACUUUCCUUACUGCUCAGACAGUCUUGAUGGACCUCGGACAGUUUCUGUUGUUUUGUCAUAUCUCUUCCCACCAACAUGAUGGCAUGGAAGCUUACAUCAAAGUAGAUAGCUGCCCAGAGGAACCUGAAGUACGGAUGAAAAAUAACAAAGAAGAAGAAGAAUAUGAUGAGGAUCUUGAUUCUGAAAUGGAUGUGUUCAAGUUUGAUGAUGAUAACUCUCCUUCCUUGAUCCAAAUUCGUUCAGUUGCCAAGAAGCAUCCUAAAACUUGGAUACAUUAUAUUGCUGCUGAGGAGGAGGACUGGGACUAUGCUCCCUCAGUCCUCACUUCCAAUGACAGAAGUUAUAAAAGUCAAUAUUUGAAUAAUGGUCCUCAGCGGAUUGGCAGGAAGUAUAAAAAAGUCCGAUUUGUGGCAUACACAGAUGAAACUUUUAAGACUCGUGAAACUAUUCAGUAUGAAUCAGGAAUCUUGGGACCUUUACUUUAUGGGGAAGUUGGAGACACACUAUUGAUUAUAUUUAAGAACCAAGCAAGCCGGCCAUAUAAUAUCUACCCUCAUGGAAUCACUGAUGUCAGUCCUUUAUACUCAGGGAGAUUGCCAAAAGGUGUAAAACAUUUGAAGGAUUUGCCAAUUCUGCCAGGAGACAUAUUCAAGUAUAAAUGGACAGUAACUGUAGAAGAUGGGCCAACUAAGUCAGAUCCUCGAUGCCUGACCCGAUACUACUCUAGUUUCAUUAAUGUGGAGAGAGAUCUAGCUUCUGGACUCAUUGGGCCUCUCCUCAUCUGCUACAAAGAAUCUGUAGAUCAAAGAGGAAACCAGAUGAUGUCAGACAAAAGAAACGUCAUCCUGUUUUCUGUAUUUGAUGAGAACCAAAGCUGGUACCUCCCAGAAAAUAUGCAACGCUUUCUCCCAAAUGCAGCGGGAGUACAGCUCCAUGAUCCAGAAUUCCAAGCCUCCAACAUCAUGCACAGUAUCAAUGGCUAUGUUUUUGAUAGUUUGCAGUUAUCGGUUUGUUUGCAUGAGGUGGCAUACUGGUACAUUCUAAGUGUUGGAGCACAGACCAACUUCUUAUCUGUCUUCUUCUCUGGAUAUACCUUCAAACACAAAAUGGUCUAUGAAGACACACUUACUCUAUUCCCAUUCUCAGGAGAAACUGUCUUCAUGUCUAUGGAAAACCCAGGUCUGUGGGUUCUGGGAUGCCACAACUCAGACUUUCGGAACAGAGGCAUGACGGCCUUACUGAAGGUUUCUAGUUGUGACAGGAAGACUGGUGAUUAUUAUGAGGACAUAUAUGAAGAUUUUCCAACAUAUCUGAUUAGUGAAAACAAUGUUAUUGAACCCAGAAGCUUCUCCCAGAAUUCAAGGCACCCAAACCCUAGGAAGCAAUUCAAAGUUACCUCAAUCCCAGAAAAUGACAUAAAGAAGAUUAACCCUCAGUUUGAAGAGAGAACAGGGACCAUCAAAGUACAAAAUGUCUCCAAUGAUUUUUUGAUGCUCUUGAGACAAAGUCCUGCUUCACGUGGGUUAUCCUUAUCUGAUCUUCAAAAAUCCAUGUAUGAGGCUAUUCCUGAUGAUCAUUCACCUGGAGCAACAGACAGUAAUGAAGGCCCAUCUGAAAUGGUGCACCUCAGGCCCGAGCUCCACCAUGGUGAGGACACAGUAUCUACUCCUGAGUCAGGCCUCCAAUUAGGAUCAGAUGAGAAUUUGGGAACAACUACAGCAGUAAGUUUGAAGAAAUUCAAUUUAAAAGUUUCUGGUUCACCAAAGAAUCUAAUGAUUCCACCAACAAUUCUAUCAGAAAACUUGGCAGCUGGUCCUGAAAAGACAAGUUCCUUAGGAACCCCAAAUAUGCCAGUUAACUUUAGUAGUCAGUUAAGCACCACUUUACUUGGCACAAGUUCAUCUCCCCUUAUUGGUUCUGGUAUACCUCUGAGCUUGAGAGAAAGAAAUGAUUCCAAGUUGUUGGAAGCAGCUUUAAUGAAUAGUCAAGAAAAUUCACUGGGAAAAAAUGUAUCAUCAAUGAAGAGUAAUGGAUUAAUUAAAGAGAAAAGCACUCAUAGAACUUCUUUGUUGACCAAAGAUAAUGCUUUAUUUAAAUUUAAUAUUUCUUUGAUAAAAACAAACAAGAUAUCUAAUAAUUCAACAUCUAAUGGAAAAACUUACACCGACAGCCCAACAUCAUUAAUUGAGAAUAGUACAUCUGUCUGGCAAGACACUGUAUUAGAAAACAAUACUGGGUUUGAAGAAAUGACAUCUUUGAUACAAGAUAAAAUGCUAAUGGACAAAAAUAUUCCAGAUUUGAGGAUAAAUUAUGUGUCAAAUAAAACUGCUUCAUUAAAUAAUAUGGAAAUAGGUCACCAAAAAAGUGGAGGUUCUGUGCCACCAGAUUCCGAAAAGCCACAAGUGUCAUUCUUUAGGAUGCUGUUCUUGCCAGAAUCAGCAAAUUGGCAGCAAAAAAUCCAUGGAAAGAACUUCCUGAACUCUGGGCAAUGGCCUAGACUGAAGCAAUUAAUAUCCUUAGCAUCAGGAAAGUCUGUAAAAGAUCACAAUUUCAUGCCAGAGAAGAAUAAACUAGUAACAGAAGAAAAUGAAUUUACAAAGGACAAAGAAAUCAAAGAAAUGAUUUUUCCAAGCAACAGGAGCAUAUUUCUUACUAGCUUGAUUAAUGUACAAGAAAAUGAUACAAACAAUCAAGAAAAAAAAAUUCAGGAAGAUAUAGAAAAGAAGGAAGCAUUAAUUCAAGAGAAUAUAGUUUUGCCUCAGGGGUAUACACUGAUUGGCACUAAGAAUUUCCUAAAGAACUUUUUCUUACUGAGUACUAGGCAGAAUGCAAGUUUAGAUGAGGGAACAUAUGACACCAAGUCAUUAAAUGAUUCAAGGAAUAGAGUAGAUAUUCAUAUGGCCCAUUUAUCAAAAAGAGGGGAGGAAGAGGAAACAAACUUGGAAGGCUUGGGGAAUCAAACCAAGCAAAUGAUGGAGAAAUAUCUAGCCACUACGAGGAUGUCUCUUAAUCCAAGUCAGAAGAAUGUUAUUGCUCAACAUGGUAAGCGAGUCUUGAAGCAAUUCAUCCUCCCACUAGAAGAAAUAAAGCUUAAAAAUGGACUGAUUGCAAAUGACAGCUCAGACCAGUCAUCUAAAAACAUGAAAUAUUUGACUCAGAGUAUCCUCACACAGGUAGACGAUAGUGAAAAGCAGGAGAAAGCCACUAUUCAGUCUCCCUUAUCCAAUUUUCCUGUGAAGAGUCAUGAUGUCACUCAGAUGAAUAGUUCUACAUUGCCCAUUGCAAAGAUAUCAACAUUUCCAUCAAUUAGACCUACAGAUCUGACCAGGAUCCCAUCUCAAGAAAAUUCUUCUCAUUUUCUAGCCUACAAUUAUUUCUUUAGGACAAAAAGUUCUAGCAUCCAAGAAAGCAGUCAUUUAUUACAAGGAGCAAAAAGAAAUAACCUUUCCUUAUCCAUCCCACCUUUGGAGAUGAUCGGAGAUCAAGGAAAGGUUGGUUUCAUGACAAGUGCCACAAACUCAGUCACAUAUAAGUAUAAUGAGAGUGAUGUUCUCUUGAAACCAGUCCUGUCCGAAGUAUCUGGCAAAGUUGAAUUGCUUCUUAAAAUUCCCACUUCUCAGAAAGAUCUUUUAACUAGAGAAACUAGUUAUGAUUUUCCUGGCCAGGAUCUCAUGGAAAAUAUUCUUCUUCAGAAAACACUAGAACCUAACAAAUGGAAUAAAACAAAUAGACCUGGAGAAGUACCCUUUGUUACAGUGACAACGGAAAGCUCUGAAAAGACUCCAUCCAAGCUUCUGGGUCCUACUCUUCAAUUAGAUCAAGAAGACAUUGACUAUGGUGAUACCAUCUCAACUGAAACAAAGAGGGAAGAUUUUGACAUUUAUGGUGAGGAUGAAAACCAGGGCCCCCGCAGCUUUCAAAAGAAAACACGACAUUAUUUUAUUGCUGCAGUGGAACGACUCUGGGACUAUGGAAUGAGUAGAUCUCAUGUUCUAAGAAACAGGGAUCAGAGUGGCAGUGCCCCGCAGUUCAAGAAGGUAGUUUUCCAGGAAUUUACUGAUGGCUCCUUUACUCAACCCUUAUACCGUGGAGAACUAAAUGAACACUUGGGACUCUUGGGGCCAUAUAUAAGAGCAGAAGUUGAAGACAAUAUUGUGGUAACUUUCAAAAACCAGGCUUCUCGUCCUUAUUCCUUCUAUUCUAGCCUAAUUUCUUAUAAGGAAGAUCAGGGAGAAGGAACAGAACCUAGAAAAAACUUUGUCAAGCCUAAUGAAACCAAAACUUACUUUUGGAAAGUACAACAUCAUAUGGCACCCACUAAAGAUGAGUUUGACUGCAAAGCGUGGGCUUAUUUCUCUGAUGUUGAUCUGGAAAGAGAUGUGCACUCAGGCUUGAUUGGACCCCUUCUGAUCUGUCACACUAACACUCUGAAUCCUGCUCAUGGGAGACAAGUGACAGUGCAGGAAUUUGCUCUGUUUUUCACUAUCUUUGAUGAGACCAAGAGUUGGUAUUUCCUUGAAAACAUGGAAAGGAACUGCAGGGCACCCUGCAAUAUCCAAAUGGAAGAUCCAGCUUUUAAAGAGAAUCACCGUUUCCAUGCAAUUAAUGGCUAUGUGAUGGAUACACUACCUGGUUUAGUAAUGGCUCAAGAUCAAAGGAUUCGAUGGUAUCUGCUCAGCAUGGGCAGCAAUGAAAACAUCCAUUCUAUUCAUUUCAGUGGACACGUGUUCACUGUCCGGAAAAAAGAGGAGUAUAAAAUGGCAGUGUACAAUCUCUAUCCAGGUGUUUUUGGGACAGUGGAAAUGCUACCAUCGAAACCUGGAAUUUGGCGGAUAGAAUGCCUUAUUGGAGAGCACUUACAUGCAGGGAUGAGCACUCUUUUUCUGGUGUACAGCAAGCAGUGUCAGAUUCCCCUGGGAAUGGCUUCUGGACAUAUUAGAGAUUUUCAGAUCACAGCUUCAGGACAAUAUGGACAGUGGGCCCCAAACCUGGCCAGACUUCAUUAUUCUGGAUCAAUCAAUGCCUGGAGUACCAAGGAGCCUUUUUCAUGGAUCAAGGUGGAUCUGUUGGCACCGAUGAUUAUUCAUGGCAUCAAGACCCAGGGUGCCCGUCAGAAGUUCUCCAGCCUCUAUAUCUCUCAAUUUAUCAUCAUGUAUAGUCUUGAUGGAAAGAAGUGGAUGACUUAUCGAGGGAACUCUACUGGCACCUUAAUGGUCUUCUUUGGCAAUGUGGAUUCAUCUGGGAUAAAACACAAUAUUUUUAACCCUCCAAUUAUUGCUCGGUACAUCCGUUUGCACCCAACUCAUUAUAGCAUCCGCAGCACUCUUCGUAUGGAGUUAAUGGGCUGUGAUUUAAACAGUUGCAGCAUACCAUUGGGAAUGGAGAAUAAACUAAUAUCAGAUGCACAGAUUACUGCCUCAUCCUACUUCACCAAUAUGUUUGCUACUUGGUCUCCUUCACAAGCCCGGCUUCACCUCCAGGGCAGGACUAAUGCCUGGAGACCUCAGGUAAAUAAUCCAAAAGAGUGGCUGCAAGUGGACUUCCAGAAGACAAUGAAAGUCACAGGAAUAAUCACACAAGGAGUGAAAUCUCUUCUUACCAGCAUGUUUGUGAAGGAGUUCCUUAUCUCCAGCAGUCAAGAUGGCUAUCAAUGGACUCUCUUUUUACAGAAUGGCAAAGUAAAGGUUUUUCAGGGAAAUGAAGACUCCUUCACACCUGUGGUGAACUCUCUAGACCCACCAUUACUGACUCGCUACCUUAGAAUUCACCCCCAGAGUUGGACACACCAGAUUGCCCUGAGGUUGGAGGUUCUGGGAUGUGAAGCCCAGCAGCUCUACUGAGUGGCUUGUUAUAGUCCUUUUUGGUUCCCUCGCCUCCCUUGUUAGGUCCAAGGCAAUUCAUAACUUAAGGCCAGUGUCCCUCUCAGGCUUCUGGGUUACAUACUACCCUACAUCAUCUAUGGUGCCAUUAUUUUUUUAUGAAUUUAAACUGUACAGUCCUACUAGACACUGCCCUGAAGCCACUUAUAUGAAGACACAUAAGUGGCAAAUAACUCAGAAAAACCUAGAAAGCUGAAUCCAAGGCUAAGAAACAACUAGAUUUACACUACAGGAUCCUCAAAAAAGGGAGUUGGGGAAGGAAUCUGUGACUUUGGGUAAUUCUUGGAAUCAAGGUAAAGGUGGAUAUGAAACCUAAAGAAAACUACUUGAGAAACUGGACAGUUUGAGAAGUAGUUUAGUCCUACUCAGCACUACCAGAAGCCUGGAGUUUGAUCCUCUGGUGAAGGAUCAAUGAACUGGAAGAUACCAGAUAUGACUCAGAGGUCCCAGAAUAUUACAGAGCCUGUUCCCACCCCUGGAAGACCACAGCUUACUGGGGGCAGGUUACAAAGUCUGAAUCCCUUCCCUUAUCUCAAGGAAAGUCAUGCGCUGAGGUACAAGUUUUGCCCCAGUGACCCCUAUGAACUCAAGCUAAAACUGCAUGUCAUCUGAAAUCAAAAUUUUUGUAGUUCCUUCUUUUAUCCUUCCCUCAUUCCCUUACUGUUUUCUUCUGAGCACAUUCCAUCAAUAAAUUACAUGCACUGGAACCUUCAUCUCAGAAUCUGCUUCUAGUCAGCCCAAAUUUAAAACACUCAGUUAUCCAGUUCUGAACAGUCAUAUUGUUAUUUUAAUUGGAUUUUUAUUGAAUUCACUGAUUAAUAUAAGGAGUGUUGAAAUCUUUAUAAUAGAGUCAUUCCCUUGAAAACUAGAUUUUAGGCAGCCUCUAAGAUGAUUCCAAUGAUUCAUAUUCUUGUGCUGUUUCCUUCUUAAUAGUGUCAGCUGGGUCUGGUAACUCACCUCUAACCAGUAGAAUAUGGCAAAACUGAUGAAAUGUUCCUUCUGAGAUUAGGUUACAAAUGACUCUGACUUCCUUUUUGCUCAUCCUCUUGUCUCUCACACGGAGUCCUCAAUCUCCAGGAAACCAGUGUCAUGUUGUCAUCAACCCUAUGAAAAUGCCCACAUGGCAAGAAACUGAUGUCUCCAGCCAAAAGCUAGUGAGGAUAUGAGGUCUGAUUACAGCCUCAUGGGUGAGCUUGGAAAGAUAUUUCCUCAAGUUGAGCAUGGACACAAAGUGAUUGCAGCCUUGUGAGAUAGUCCUGAUCCAACUAAACUGUGAGACUGUGCUUGCUGUUUUAAGAUAUUAAAGUUUGAGGUAAUUUUUAAUGUAGCAGUAGUUUAUAAACAUAGAUAUUGGUACCUGGAAGUGAGGUGCUUCCAGAAAAUAACUACAAAUAUGAGAGAACCUGGACUGGUGGAGUACAAUAACAGACUGUUAUUAAAAAUCUGGAUUUUGAGGACAGUACCACUGAAGGUUCAGAAUGAAGUGUGGAACAUGUCAUUGGUAAUGAGAAAGAAUUCUUGUGGAAUGGAAGAAAGCACCUUCAAUAACAUGGAAAGUAUGGAUUGUGUAUGAUGAACUGGCUGAUCUAGCUAAUGAGUUAACUGCUAAGAGCAAGUUAGACAUUUGUAUCUUAAACUGGCAAAAUGUAAAGAUGAAUAAUAAAAUUCAUGCUAGUUAAAUUGUCA